Porites evermanni is the source of this 16539-nucleotide messenger RNA. The record is from the annotation of a GenBank genome assembly. Lineage: Eukaryota; Metazoa; Cnidaria; Anthozoa; Scleractinia; Poritidae.
GUGGGAGGCUUUGUCAUGAUAAUCAGGGGAAUUAAAUCGCCCGCAAUUUAAAUAUCGACGGGCUGUUUGGUGGGAAACGAGCGUUUGAGAAAGGAGAUUCAUAUUCCACUGAGGACAAAAAUGAAGUGCUUAGUAUUCCUCGCUUCUCUGAUUAUUUUCUCUGCAGCAGCGGACCCGAUAGUAAAUGCCCCGGAUGUAGGCCAGCCAGGUAAGUGAACUAAGACACUUCCAUAAAAUGAACAGCGAAAUAUGAAGGUUUUACCCGAAAAUAGUGAAGCCACUAAGACCCGAAGCAGCAAGUAAUAUGGAAACUAACCACAGAGACGUUUUAAAUGAAAGCUUCGUAGUUUCGUGAUCAAAAAUUUGAUGCAAACGCAUGAACUUGCCAGGGCUGUAACUCUCCUGUUUUAGAGAAAAACAUUUUAAGGACUCUGCAUGCGUGUUAUACUGUAAAGGUAUUAUAACAACGCCUUAAGAUAUUGUAAUUGUCUCCUGGUGUAAAGAAGCUUUUGAAGAGAUAUAGCUCUACAUAAAGUUAACGUCGGGUAGCAUCCCUGUAUCUUGCAGUAAAAGGUUUGUCACAGAUGCAUUAAAAAUGCAACACGUUCUUGACAGCCAGGCUGGGGCUGAACCGCAGCAACAAAUAUUUUUGUUUUCAAGGUUUAGAUCUUUUUUUCAAGAUGUCCAUCAACUUAUUAUCUUGCCCUAUGCGUUUUAACAUAUAUAUUUUAGUAAAAGUAUGGCAAUUUGACGUUAUUAAUUCAGAGUAUCACUCUCGAUAAAACCGAGAAUAAGUAACAACAAAGUAAUUUCUUUGUUUGAUUUUGUUUGAUACCCAUCUUUUAGGAUAUGUAUUAAAGACUUGGAACUGAAAACAACAAGAACAAAAUUUUCUUUGCCUUAAAUAAAAAUACCAAGCCUUCAUGGUUUUCUCAUUUAGGAAAUAAAUUUUGAGACUUAAAUGGGAUUUAAAAUAAUUCGUUUAAUUUUUCGCGGCAACGUUGACUGUUUUGCGGCAUGUUUAAAUUACAUUGCGGUACUAAGAGUCUAAAUAGACGUAACGCGUUGAAGCAUUUUAUUUACAUGACCGGCCGACCAAACACCUUGAUAUUAGAAUUUCCAUUCACCGCUAAAAAAAUCACUAGGAUUAUAGAUUCGCCGGAUUGAGGGCGGUCGCAUGGCAGCUUAUUUUGUCAAUUUUGCGCGACUUCGUACCUGAUUGUCGACUUACGCAGCGGUUGCGGAAAAAUCGUCACUCUCAAAAAUAAUUUAGUAUAAUUAAGUUAAAACUUAAAGAAAUCCCUUCUUUGUUUCACACGAAGAAAAAAAGUGGAGUAAAAGAGUUUUCAACUGGAGGUAGGUUCCUACUCAAUGCAUGAAGUCGCCCGAAGUGGUAAUCCGGGUUCCUGAAUCCAGGAAAAUCCAGAAUCUGUAAUUCAGCUCAAAGGUAUCCAAAAUCCAGCUAAUGAUUGGAAUUUGGAAUGCAAGUUCCAAUGAUAAGGAAUCAGGAAUCCAGAGAUCAAUUUAAUAAAACUUUUACAAGUGUAUUUACAAGUGUAGCAGUUAUUUUAGAGUCAGAAAACAAUAGCUACAAUCCUGGUCUGAACGUUUGCGACACUUAGUCAUUUACACAUGAUCCGUGGAUUUUCCAUUAAUCCCCCUCCACCCCUGAACAGUGUUGGGUGUUACAGGCCAAAAAAACUUUGAAAAAUAUUUUAAAGUGUACGAACUUUAACUUUGUUCAGGGGGGGAGACCUAAGCAUAGCCGUAUUGACAAUCAUAAAUUGACAGUCACUCUCCAAUUUCUUACCAAAAAGGGGAGGGGUAAGAGAAGUGCCCCUAACCCUUGUGGCCAGGAUUGUACACUUGUAUUGUAAAAGUUCCAGUCCGUGGAAUCCGGAAUCGUCAGCGUGGAAUCCAGAAUCCAAGACUGUUUUCUGACGUUAACUGUUUUCACCACAUAUGGGGCGAAAGAAGACACUUCACCUUUUUUUCUUUGAUAUGUAGGCAGUUCUUGUAGUCCUCUUUCUGUUGGAAAGCAUGUAAUAGUUCAAGACUCCUGCACUCAAGCACCAAGUCCCUCAGGAACUGUGUGCGACUUGUCCUGCCCGGAUAACUACACACUCAAUGGACCUCCAUUCCAACAAUGCGGCGGUCAGGGAGUCUGGUCACCACCAACUCUAGGACCAAUCAGCUGUCAAGGUAAUAAGACUGUAGUCAACCAUAGGGGGUUUCUUGGUGUUGCGGACACCAAUGACGUAAUACAAAAGAUUGAAAAGACACUGAACAAUACCCACACCACAACACAAAAGCUAACCAACAAUAGUUUCCGCAACACCAAGAAACACCCCAACCAUAGCGCAUGAAAGAAUAUAGAAGGAGGGGAAGCGAAAGAGAAAAGGGGUCCUGUUAAACCUAGUGUGGCAGAUAACGGGUCGAAAGUGAGAGAAAUGGUGCAGUAUAUAUUGCAAAAAUCAAAGGCCUCGAAAAUAGUUUGGCUUGAAAGUUGGGUUUGUUUUACACCAGACCAAAGAAAUGAUCAAACCAUUACUGUAACACAGCGGCAGAAUAAACAAAAUCAACGGAAAUCGCAUUGUUUGACGAGCGUUAUAAAAGUCCUUUCUGAACGAGAUUUCAAAUGAGCUGUUUUAUUUAGAGGCUUAAAAAUAUUUUACAAAUAUGUUUCAGUUAAACAUCUUACGAUAUACUUUUUCCUUUAGAUAUUAAUGAGUGCACCCACCAAAAUGGCGGUUGUAGCCACGAGUGUGUUAACGAUGAACCUGGGUAUCACUGCGCAUGCCCAGACCCUUUGGUUCUCUCCGAUGACCAACGCAACUGUAGAGGUUUGUGAUACGUAACGAAGAACGUGAACAUGGUUUUAUUAACUUGACUUAUAGUUAGACUUGAGGUUUAAAACCAAAAGAAUGAACAUUUCAGAUCUGUAUCUUGGCGCUAAAGGACCCCUAAGCAUUUGUUUGUAGCCCUAUUAAACUGUACCAGAAAAAAUCGUGUUGAAGGAGCGAAUUAAGGACCAUCUAUCUUCAUAAGUCCUAGAUGUGUUUCCUUUGUUGCCAAAAGGUGCCUAAAAACUAAGAGAGAAGUCAACAAGGGCAGAUCCAAACAAUGCAUGAGGGGUGGCCGGGACACAUGCCAGGUGUAUAGACACUUUGUAUUUUACUGAGAAUUGUUUUAAGGGGGUAGGUCCCCGUGGCCCCACCCCUAAAUGCACCGAUGUUGAAGUAUUUUUGAAAACAUUCUCUUCACGCAGGGGAGAGAAAAGUGAUUAUUCAUCGUAAAUAUAAAUUAAUUCCCAGCUGUCCAUGUACAAAUCCUAAGCAGCGUAGUGUAGGGCCCAAUUUAUUAUCUGCACUUCGUAGUUAUUAACAAUACAUCUGUUUUGUCAUUCCUCAGCUGUUGGCCUGCUUCUAAACUGUAGCACCCACGCUAUACAAGUUACUGUUCCCAAAACAGCUCUGCGCGACUUACAAGGCGAUUUCCUUAGUCUACUAGACCCCACCUGUAACGUAGUAGAGACACCUACUCACUACAUCUUUGACACUGCAUUGGACAAAUGCGGCACUAAACGCCGUAGCACGCCAAACUUUAUCGCUUACAGUAACAGAAUUGUGGAGAAGAGAGCUUCACCUGGUAGUAUCAUCACACGCGUGGGAAAGGACGAGUUUGAUAUACCGUUCUGUUGUUACUACUUGAACAACGGUAUCACUUCCUCAGUUGGAAUAAAACCGGAAGUAAAACAGCUGUACCUAAACGAGAAAGGGUAAGUGGCGCAGUAUAUAUAACUGGGUCUUCCGUCUCUGUUGGAAUAAAACCGGAAGUGAGCGAAAUGUACCCAAACGAAAACGGACAAUCUAUUACCAGCAGUCUAUGUUUUAGCUUUAAGGAUUUUUCUUUCCCAUCUCUUUUCUCCAUGUUUAAGUGAUGUAUAAUCAUCGACGCACAAGUCUGAACGUAAUUCAAGAUCUCCUGUCGUUCAUCACCUCUUUUAGCAACGAAGUAGAUAGCUGACGCAUUUCAGAAAUCUUGAAAAUCCUCAAAGUGUACAGUCAUCCUUCUUUGAACAGAAGAUAUCUUGGGUAGAAUUUUUUUAGUCAAUUCGUUUCUAUAGCAAAAAAGAUACUUAGUAAUACAAAUUUGGAAGCGUCAAGGAAUAUUAAAAGGAAAGGGCCAUACUUCUGGUUGACGUGUGCAUGCGUCGCUCAAAAACGUUUUUGAUGAAGCUCCCUAAUGGCGUCUACCAGAAAAGCUUGAGUCUAGUACCCUUCAUUAUUAAUAAAAUUUUAACUCAAUCAGAAUCAAUUUUAUUUUUCGCAGUUACGGCCGUUUUUCAGUCCGUAUGGAUUUUUAUCACGAUCAGAACUACCAGAGUAAGUACUCGUGGGAUGAUUUCCCAGUUGAAGUGGCUUACCGUGAGAGGCUUUACUAUGAAGUGUCAAUUGCUACUUUGGAUCAAAGUUUGCAAGUCAUGGCGGCAAAUUGCUGCUCCACACCUACCGCUGACCACGAGAAAGAACAUAGGUUCAGGCAUGAACUGAUACACGAAGGGUGCGUAAAGCUUUUGUUUUUCAUAAAAUCCAAAACUACUCAACAAAAAAAUAAGCAACAAGGGUCGCCUGGAGCCCAUAACCCUGGGGUCGUGAAAUUUGACAGACCAGUCAAUUUAUUUGGCUGCGACGUUUGUGGAAGAAAAGUGCUUUUAGAAUACCUUUGUUGGAUUGUCUUUUGAGAAACAUGUCAAAGUAUAUAACGAGUAUAAUUUUGACGUCACAUACGUAAGCAUGCGCAGUAGCAACGUACCUUGAUGACGUCAAGGCAGUUUACAUCCUCUUAGAGUAUAAAAUGAAAUCUUUGGAACAUUUAUUUAUCCAUUAAAAGUAAUCAAUUUUCCUUUACUCUUUUGGUUUUGAUAUCGUGUUUACCAUACCGGUCCCAGAAUUUAAUUGCAUCAUAGUGCUGGGUAUUUCUCGUCCUUGUCAUAGGCGAAUUCCAAGAAAAUUCCCUUUCCGUUAAAGACACAAAGACAUUUACUCUUGACGCUCGAAACAAAUAGAUUGAAAACCUUGACUUACACCUGACCUAGUCUGAAAUAUCCUACGCCUUUUCCCCCUACCCCCCACCCCACCCCCAACGGGCGUCUCUCUCGCCUUGCCGCCUGUUGGGGGGGGGGGGGGGGGGGGGGGGGUUUCUAAUUACCCUCCCCUUUUCCCCCCCCCCCCCCCCCCCCCCCCCACGGGGCUCCCUCCCCCCUUGCCGCCUGUGGGGGGGGGGGGGGGGGGUUGGACGAUUUCAGACUGACAUUCUCUGACCAUUUCACCAGGUGUCCCACAGAUAGCACGGUCAGAAUGGAAGCAUCCUCGUCUCCGCAAACACAACGUUUCAGCGUAGAGGCCUUCAAAUUCGUCGGAGAUUUCCCGUUCGUGUAUCUUCACUGCAGUGUGGUGGUGUGUCGAGUAAACGAUACCAAUUCCCGCUGUUCCAAGGGAUGCAUUCCGGGAUUACACGUGAACCCGCCGUACAGCGUUAUGGAGAAGCUAAAGGAACAGUCGCAGCACAGGUCAAAGCGCGAGGUGGGGGGUAACGACCCGAGCUAUAUGAUCUCUAAAGGCCCCUUCUCGUUGAAUGAGGACACCCUUUACGAUGGGCCUGUUAUUGAGCUGAAGGGACCUCAACAAGAUCAGUCCAGGCUGGCGGAAAGUGGGGCGGAGAAAGAAAGAAAGGAAGAAGGUAAGAUCUGCCGGCUGAUUGGAACUCACCGAGUUGAAGAAUGAAAUGAAAUGAUUGAAUGAAUGGACAGACGGACGGACGGACGGACGGACGGAUGGAUGAACUCCUCCACAUAUUUGUCAAGUCGCAUUCUUGCUCGCUAGACCGGCUGCAGUGAAAGAUUUCAUAAUUGACAAGAACAAAUUGUCGCGAAAUGUUGUUUUAAAACCGGUUGUAUAUCCCAGAAGGGAGGGGAUCAAUUUUGUUACAUGCGACUUGAAACAACGUUUAACUAGGAUUACAUCGGGAAAAACUUUAAACAAAUUCAUACAAUUAUCCUUUGAAGAGAAAGAAGUAUUGUACCGCAACCUGACUCGCUUCGCUAGAAAGAAUUAUAUGCUGUUUUAAAAGACAAGUUUUACCUCUUAUCCCGCACUGACAAUUACUAUUUUUUAUCUUCAGGGUGGAAUCCACGCGUGACAAACGCUCUCAUGGCGGUUGUUGCAGCGGCAAGCGUACUUGCUCUCGCGGGCGUGAUACACAUCACGCGUGUGGUGAAGCGUGGACGAGGAUACAAGAUGGUCAACCAGUGAUAAACAACCAAAUGGAACACUUAAUCAAUAACAAUAUUUUUUUCUGUAAUACUCAUGUUACCUUGACAGAAAGACAACUAUGUGAACCUGACUUGUAAUUUUGGUAAUUGGUAUGAGAAAAGUGAAACUACCCCGUUCUUUUUUCAGUGACAACCCACUGACACUGUACAUCCUUCUUACUUUGCAAUUUGUUUUUUGUUUUCUGUUGACUGAUAAUCCCUCUCCAUUCAAACCAUAAACCCUGUGUAGUUUAAUGUUUCAAUUUAAUUUUUUUCUUUUUGCAUUGGAACAAAAAAAAACAUACGUAAUGUGUAGAAGUCUUUUAUUUUGGGACUUUUAUGCGUAAUAAUUGUUUUUUGUUUCUGUUCCUAUUUUGCGAGUAACAAGGCAAAUUACUAGGUUGCCAACAAGAGAGGACGUCGUUUAAUGACCCAAUAAAGUCAUUUUCAUUAUUUUCAGAAACAUAAGGCCUGAAUUGCAUUUUGUCUUACUCAAAUCAAGUGAUUGAAAGUUCGUUUCACGCUCACUUGGUUUAUGAUUUAAUUUAAAAGCGGUAUCUUAAAAACAUCAAAAAACAAGAACAUGCACUUAGAAUUACAACUCAGAAACUUUUAAUGCCGGAAUGAUCACACCCCGAUAGGUUUUGGCAGAGGCUUUACCAACAUUACAUAAAAAGAUACCCAAGCUAAUACGGACAAGAUUGCAUGAGCCCUGCCCGUUAAGCACUAGCUGGGAAGCAGAUCCAGUGUUAUAUAACUUGGAUGCAAUCCGGACCCGUUGCAUAUUCGAGUUAAAAGAUAGGCUGAAAACUGAAAGGCGUUGGUCACGGUUAAACAAAAGAAAGGCUGAACUCAUGGUUAUUUCAGAAAGAUACCCAGCUAAUACGAGGAAAGAUUGUAUGAUCCCUGCUCGUUAGGCAUUAGCCGGGAAGCGGAUCCAACGUUAUAUAAUUUGGAUCUCAUCCGGACCCGUUGCAUACUCAAGUCGAGUUAAAGAUAGGCUGCAAAUCGAAAGGCGUUGGCCGCGGUUGAAAGAAAAGAAAGGCUGAACUCGUCGUUAUUAAAAAAGAUACCCAACUAAUACAAGGAAACAUUGCAUGAUCCCUGCCCGUUAGCCAUUAGCCGGGAAGCGGAUUCAACGCCAAUCCAGACCAGUUGCAUGCUUAAGUCGAGUUAAAGACAGGCUGAAAAUUGAAAGGCGUUGGCCACGAUUAAAGGAAAGGAAAGGCUGAAAUCGUCAUUAAUACGAGGAAAGAUUGCAUUAAUCCUCGUUCCCGGGGUUCUGUCCUACCCACCCAGAGAGAACCUAAGAGCGAGGUUGAGAAUGCAUGAGCCUUGUCCGUUGAGCUAAGGCGGGGAAGCAGAUUCAACGUUUAAUAAACCGGAUCCAUUAUUAUACAGGUCCCUUUGCAUGUUUAAGUCGAGUUUUACUUAAAUCCGGAUUGAAAGUUGACAUUUAAAACCCUGGGCCCUUGACAAAUAAUUACACAAGGGUAAUCUUUAUUUACCAUUAACUUAAAGCCAUCACUUAGUAGAUUUUGCGGCAGCAAUAUUAAAUACAUACUUACAUACAUACCACAAUAUUCACUGAAAACGUUUCUUUGAACAAUGCAGACGGCAUUUAGACUGACGCAUAUUUCACAUAUCAUAUCAUUUCUCUCAAAUCAUUUCCAACAAUUUCCGAAUAAGCGAAGAAGGGAAAAAAAGAGAACAAAAGAAAAAGCAGCAAGUGAACAGUAAUUUCUUUCAUACCUUCAAAGGAAUUUUUAUAGUGCCUUGUAUUUUAAUAUGUUUACAUAAGUUUGAGUUCUCUUUCAAAAUUGUGUACUCAGUACAGAAUUUUAAAGCCUUUGAAAACCUCCUCAAUAUUCCGGGGUUUUUGUGUAUAAUAUCUGGGUCUAACGUGGGAGGUCAUUGUUAUGUUAAUCUCGUUCGCAGUUUAAUGAUCUUUACCAAAAUUCCUUUAAAGUCCCAAAGUUUGUUGACGUUAGUUUAGGUUUUGUUGGGUGGGAAAGAGUUUUUAUCUUUCCCGGUCUCAAAACAAAAACAUGUUUCGUUCAAGUCUUCUUCUACUCCUUUGCCUGUUGGGUCAUUUAACUGCAACCCAACGUAAGUAUACCCUUUAAGUUUUAUGAUUGAUUCGAAAUGGUGCUUUUUUGGGCUCGCAAACACGAAUUUUGUGGAAUGAUUAAGGUGACCAUUUUAUCACGAAUUCAUGCAUCUUGGCACCCUAAUGUAUAUAACUCUUGAGUCUCAAUUUAUUCUUUAAAUCAGGGAACGUUAAAAUUAGUAUCUGAUGCGAUCGGACUGAUGCGAGACCAGGAGCUUAUGACAGGGAAAAACUAAGAAUAAAAUAAAUAGCAAGGCAGGAAUGUUGAUGGCAUGUAAUUGUCAUUUUGCUGCAAUUCUGCACCUUGCUUUUCUACAAAAGAGACUUUCAGUUCUACUAACGAGGAUAGGAUCACGAACGCCUUCAAAGCCGAAAAUAAUGAGUGAAUUUCGAUCACGGUUUUUUUUUAACGAAGACACAUUUUCAGUUUAAUACUCAUUAAAAGUACCUAUUAGAAAUAUUAAUAUUGAAGGAAAGAGGGCGUCGAGAAAAUUUGCUUUUAGAUACUUUUUGGCAUGCUUCUCGCUAGUAAAAAUAUAUAUGGCUAGGAGCCGAUACAAUCGGCUCCUGAUAUGCCUUUUUUACUAUUCUAAUGAUAAGUUAUUCCGGUGCAGAGUUUACUUUUCGCUAAGUAACUCAGCUAUGCCGAAAGAUGUUUUUCUUUAUUUUUUUAUUGGGAAAAAUGCAUGCCAUGAUUUUCAUUUCUGUUGUUUCCGAAUUGAUCUUUUGUCCCCAAGUUGGACAUUGUAGUCUUUAUUAAGAAACAAACCUGCUAGUUUUAAAGUCAUGAUGGAAAUAAUUCAGCGACAUUAAACAAUUCCAUUAAAAGUGUCAUUAGAAAAAAAGGAAAAUAAAUAUUAUACUUCUCAGUACUGACAUGAACCAUAUCACUUCACUUCAAAAAUUGUUCGUCACUGAUCAAGGAAUGUAGAAAAAUGCAACGUUCUUGCUAUCCAAUGCUCUGAAAUGCCGACAACUGAGGUUUUAUUCAGAUGCCAGGGGGGUUAUUUACAACUUUUUCAUAGGGGGCCCUGAGUCAGCAUCUGUGAGAUACAGGAGCAAUGGUUUAUUGGGAAGUUGUCCGGUGACCUUAAUACACAGGGUGACCGCUUUAUACAGGGCCUUUAUAUAAAAGUUUGACUAUGCCAUGUUCUCGGACUCGAUGGGUGAGGGGUGGGGAGGAAAGCAUCCGAGUCCCCCCCAAAACUGUCAACUUCAAUAGGGCUUUGUCUAGAGCUUGUAUACAAGCUUGAUGCAGCUGAACAUUUCACAGCCAGGAUUACUUUACUAAGUCCUACUUCCCCAGGACUAUUAGAGUUUGGAAUAGUCUCAUUCUGUUAAGCAUGCUACUAGAGCUCAACAGUUAAAAAGUUUUCUACAUGCUCACUAUAAGGCCAGGCUGAGUUCGUAUCGGUCGCCAUAGUUACGCCUGUAGCACAUUCUUAUAGCGCACACCCUUUGUUUCGUUCGAUUUUAGCAUAAUAUUGUCUUAUAGUUUUAGAUAUCGUGGGGGUUGAAAUUCAAUUGGGGGUCUUAUAGUGUUUUCAUCUCCUGUCAGCGUGCUGCUGUUUGUAUGUAAUCUCCCGGUUUUGUAAUUUAUUCAGAUUUUUAAGACAGUGCACUUGAAAAUGUUAAACUUCUAAACUAGGUAUACAAAAGGGGUACCAUUUGUCACUAGAAGGUAUACAAGGGGGGUACCCUUUUCUGUCUGGGUUAGGGAACGGGACCUUGGGGCGGAGCCUUCCUAUAUAAACCCUUUUUUUAGUACUUCCCCACCCCCCGCGCAGGUUUGAAACACUCAUGGCUUCUGCAAGGACUCAUAACCCUGCUUCUGUAAAAUGCUCUAUUCUGUUUCUCUGUCAAGUUAUUUAAAUUAUAUUAUCUUCAAUUUUAACUCUGCAGACAUAAAUGAAUGUGACAUUAACAAUGGCUUCUGUAGUCACAUCUGUGAGAAUACCGUGGGAAGUUACAAAUGUAGAUGCCCCAAACCGCUCUACUUGGAUCCAACAGAUCAGAGAACUUGUAGAGGUAAGUAAUGAGGGAAAUGACCCACAUUUCGUAUUACAUCAAGAGCUUACGUCACCAGCAUAUUACUGUUUUAGGUCAAUUCUUUGCUCAAGUCAGAUGAUCAGAUCAUUAUACGUUUCUGGGAAACUGCCCACCUACCCCUCCCCUAAGCCAAUAUUAAAACUUACUUUUCACUUAGGGCAAAAUGUUGGCUUAGGGGAGGGGCACCCACAAAAUGGUCCUGGGGCCCGUUUCUCGAAAGUCCCGGCAACUUUUUGGCCCCAAAAGCAAAUUUUAAAAUCCAAACCUGUUGAAUAGUAGUACAGUUCCUAGCCCACAAACUAGUCAAUUUUGCUUCGUUAGCUUCCAGUUUUGUUGCAUUUUUUUUUCAAAAUUAUUGACACUUUGAUCUCGAAUGUAAACACAACAAACACAAAACAGCUUUCCGGGCCCAAAUUUCACCUGGGAACACUAACCAUAAUAUAUUUAUUUGGUGAUAGUUGCAGACAAAGCGUGAAAUUUGACAAAGUUGGCCCGGGUUCUAGCAGAAAACAGGCUUUUACCGUUGCUUUUCGGGGGAGGGGUAGGGUGGGCGGAGUUGAGUACCUAUUCUUCUUAGUCUCUAGCUUCAUAAUAUAGAGCUUUCAGGGCAAAGCUCAGUUGCACUGAGCUCGUUAAAUUUGGGUAAGAAAAAUCGACAGGCCUGAAUCUUUGCGAGUUUUUACAAAAGUGUUUUUUAUAUAUCGAAAGCUCAUGGUGUCCAGCUCACUUGCAAUCCAAACCACAUGGAAAUUGUUCUUCCCAAAAACCUCAUCCACAACCUUGGAGACGAGCAUUUGAGUCUUCUGGACCCCACGUGCAGAGCUAAUGGCAACGCCACCCACUACAGUCUGUCUACUAAUGUGACAGGGUGUGGAACGCGGUCUCACGUGUACAAAAACUUCAUCGUCUACACCAAUAGGGUGCUGGAAUCACCCAAUGAGGAUUCUGACGUCAUCACCCACGUGGGAAAAAAUGAGAUCAAGGUACUUGAACAUAGAAACCUGAUAAAUAGCAAACUAAUUAAGAGUAACUGGGUGAACUCGUCAUUUUCAAAAGUGGCGGAGGUGUUUAGCGAAGCUUCGGAUAGUAAAAGGGCGAAUGGUAGCAGCCCUCAAGGUACUGAGUCAAAAGGUCUUUAAAAGAAUUAUUUGUCAUUUUACUAAACCUAUGUGCUCUUCGCCACUUAGAGGAACCAUGACUGAUCACAAUCUAGAAUUGGCUCACACUACCCAUCAUAUUUCGCAUCACUUUUGACAUGUUUAAAGUGGUAAUGUUUGGUGUUAUUUCUAAAUCAUAGUUGCAUGAACUGUUAUUCCUGAGGAGUCAUUCACCCCCACCAAACUAAGGACUUCCACUACUUCUAAACAGCCUUUCAACCUUCCGAAGAUUAGCGUCAUCAUCUUUCGUAUUGAAUACCCUUAACUUCGUGCGCGAAAAAUUAUGAAGAAAACUUUCGUUCAUGGUCGUACCGAGUUGAAAAUUACUUUUGCGUCCUUUUCUUUAUCAAGGUACCCUUCAGCUGUUAUUUCAAUGACCUGGAAAUCGUCAGCGCCGUUGGAUUCAAGCCUGUGGCUCAAAAGAUUCAUGUCUACGUCAAGGGCCGUGGAAACUACGCGCUCAGUCUGGACAUCUUCAAAGAUAAGACUUAUGGGGAGGGGGGCAGCAGAGCAGUCAUAUCAGGAUCCCCCAAAUACACGGAGGCAGACUUUCCGGUCAGCGUGCAUCUGCGUGAGAGACUGUAUGUGCAAGCGUCUCUGGACACGCGUGAGACGGACCUCAAGAUAUUCGCGUCUAAUUGCUGUUCCACGCCUAUGCAGGAUCACGAGGCCACAAUGAAAUUCAGGCACACUUUGAUCACGGAGGGGUAAGCAAAGAGAGUUACCAAUAUUACUUUUCCAUUCAUUCUAAGAGUGCCAUAAACCUUCUCAAAAUUUAAGAGGGAAUUCACGGAACUCUAUCACAUUGCUUAAUUAAUUUUGGGUAAGAGACCAUUGUUGGGAGGUUUCAUACAUGUUAUGCCUUUUCUGUAAUCACCAAACAAGCCUCUUGUUAUGGCCGCAAUAAAUCUUGGGCGUUUGCCGCCAUUAUUGAAGCCAGAAAUAUGCGACGCUCAUUGCUUCGCUGUGACUGGUUAUUAUUCGACGCGUGAAAAAAAAGGGCUUUUUUAAGUUUAGGUCGACUCGAAGGAUUGGUAUGAGAGAUAAAGGUUCCUUUUGAGUGAAAGCAUUACAUUUUUCACACACGUUGGGGGGCUACUGGUCAAGUUGCAAAGCGUCAAGAAUCUUCUUAGUUAUCAGUAAAUUCAGAUGGGUUUACCUUACAAUAAAGAUCUUUAAGAAGUUAUUUAGGGCGACAAGAUGAGCCCGCAAUCCUAAUCUCCUGGUUGUUUUUACGCAUGCGUCGCACGUAUGUAGCCAGCAUUCGUUUGGGCUUCCACUAAGAAUGUAUGGAAUGUACAGAACGCACUUUGAUCACGCGCGUUUGGACCUUCUACCACUCGUAAUCUGAUCACGCGUGUUUUGACCAUCUGUCACGUGAAACUUACGCAAACCACAGCGCUGGAGCAAAAGCGUUUCGAACUUCGAUCGUUGUCUCCCGCACUCUGUAACCUCUGGUUAUCACUAGUAAGGUAUAACCAUAGGCUUUGCGCUUUUUUCUUUUCAGUUGCCCGGUGGAUCCCAGUGUUCAGUUCCACAACUCUUCUGAUCCAACCAAAAUUCGAUUCAGUUUCGAGGCAUUCAAGUUCCUUGGUGACCAUGACUAUGUCUUUAUACACUGUCGAGUUCACGUCUGUGACGUCAACGACCCCAACUCCCGCUGUGCAAAAGGAUGCAUGAAAGGUAACAACUCUGUGUCACAAGACCAAGGUAAGAAACCUGCGGUACAGUCAAAUGGCAAACGCGUAGACAAGACAAAGGUCUCGGAGAAGCGCACAGGGCAACCAUUAGCUGUACAAGAACAGAAAACAGAUACAAAGCUUCACGUUGCUGCAAAGAGGACUAUUAGUAAGCCUGUGGCUGAGUCAAAACCUAAGCGCGGGAAGGUACCGGUACAGAAGUCUUCGCCCAGUAAAAUAAAGCUUCAUACUGCUGCAAAGAAGACUAUUGGUAAGCCUGUGGUGGAAUCAAAACCUAAGCGCGGGAAGGCACCGUUACACAAGUCUUCGCCCAGUAAAAUAAAUCUCCAUGACAACGCUGAGAAGAGCAUUAAGUCAGCAACGCACCAUAUCAUGAGACGAUUCGCAGGCUUAUCCCGAAAGAAAGGUGUGCUAGGGUCAGCGGAUGUGAGUAAAGGACCGUUCAUUUUCGAGGCUAAGCCAAGCAAACAUCUCAAGCGAGGAAAAAAACCAGGAAAUUCUCGAAAGGUGUUUGAUGCUGGUAAAGGGAAGAGUAUCCGCCAGGAUGCUAAAAGAGGAAAUCGUAAGUUUCACUUUGGGUUGGGGUUUGAAGAAGGAAAUGUGAUACUCAAUAUUCUUUGUUUUGGCCAAGUUCUCGCAACGAUGCUGAACACUAGCGUGUAAAUUACUUGUAAAUGGUAAAACACAGAUUCAUAAUAAACGCCUCCUUACUAGCUUACAGAGAUCUAAACACAUUUUGAAAGAAAAUUUAUCAAAAACGUCGGUCUCCGACCGAUCACGAAUAAAACCCCGAAGGCGAGGGAGAAACGACCCUUUGGAAUGAAUAAAGGGUACAUUACGUCCAAUGAAAGAAACCAUAAGAUACAUGAUGAAUAGCCCACGUCCGAUAUAUUAAAAUUCUAACAUGACUCCGAGGCUUUCUGUUCAUUUUUCUAAUUUGGUUUGGUUUUCUUUGUGCUCAAGUCUUUUUUGGGAAUUGCGAGACAAUGGAGUCUUGAAAAAUUUGCAAUUUUCACCCUAAAGCCUCGAAGUCAUGUUAGAAUUUUAAUAUAUCGACCGUGGGCUAUUUAUUCAAGUUUUUAAAUCACCUCAAGAAAUUGAUCCGGAUUUCGGAAUCUGGGAAAAUCCGGAAUAUUGGGCUUUGGAAUCUGGAAUACAGCUCAAGAAAUCGCACUAACGAGUCCAGGUUCCACUGACAAAAACUGGAAUCCAGUACCUGGAAUCCGGAAUCCACUAUGUAGAAUCCAGAAUUCCAUUACAUGGGACGAUUUUAAAGGGAAGUGCGCAGAACUGGCCCAAACUAAUCUGUAUUUCAGAUUGACAAUUUUGUUUGUCUUUCUUUCAGGGUCAGAGGCAGCUCCAAGCGCAAUCAAUAUUCUUCUUGUGGCAAUGACCGUGGCCUCCAUCAUGGCGUUGAUAGGGGUUGUGUAUCUUGGUCGAAAGGCGAUAAAAACCGUUCAUAGUCCAUACAAUUAUGACCCUGUACUAGUCAAUUAAAAAAGUUCCUUCAUUGUUAGCUUCACCUUUUCUUUGUCAGACAGGGAUAAAAAUUGGCCACUACCGAGUUUCCCUAAGCCUCUGUUUCAAAGCGAGGGUAGGUGUGAAGCCAUUGAUAGAGGGGAGGCAAGCUUAGUUUCGUGAAGCCGUGUUCGACCAUUUUUGGUGUCUGUGAAUCGUGAUGUACUGAAGAACUGUUUUGUGAAUCGUGUUUUAAAUGCACUUCGUGAAACGUGGACUGCCAAAAUCCUCUUUACUGAACACGUACUUCGAAGAUAAAUUGAAGAAAUUUAAUCAAUAAUUUAGCCACACGAGCAUCUGGCGGCUUGAUUUAAUUUCACUUUUGAGUCUUUUGAUGUAAAUUCUCACUUCAGAGCGCUCAGACUCACCUACAGCUGGCUUCCCUAGGGAAUUUAUAACCACGCAGAGAUCACCCAAACACUUGGCAGAGAUCAAAUACACUAUUUGUUUAGUGACUCGAGAAACGCAAAAUUGUUGUUAGUGAACCCGUGACGAGAACCCAACCCCCCCCCCCCCCCCCCCCCCCCCCUGUCCCCCCCUUGAUCUGGGAAAGGGAUUUUUUUUCCUUUGUAAAUAAACUCUUUUUUUCACCAAAGAAUUUUUUAUUAACCCCUCUCUUUAAUUUGGUGGUUUUUAGAACUAAGGAGGCACUUUCUUUGAAACAAUGUUAUAUUAAUAUUGUAAUUUUUUAAAAAACAAUUUUGUUUUUGUCCCAAAAAAACGCAAAAUUUUGUUUUGUCCCCCCCCGACCCACCCCCCCCCCCCCCCCCCCCCCCCCCGACCCCUCCCGUUGCUCCCCUCUUGAUACGGAAAUGAGUUUUUUGUCUCAUGUAAAUGAAACUCAUUUUCACACGAACAGUUUUGAACUAAGCCUCGUUUUGAAAGUGAGAGUUAUUGGAACUAGGAAUGGCCUUUCUUCAAAGCAAUUUCAACUUAAAAUUGAACGUCUUCCAUCAAGGUAGAGGUUAGCUUAAAUUCGAGGUUUUUUGUAACUGUUUAUAGAAAAUGCUAAAGAGGUAAUCUUCAUUCAAGUAUGUGUACCACUGAAGACAAAUGGACUGUUUUAAGAGCAGUUUCUUGAUGACUCUUCCUUAAAUGUUAGUGGGCCGUCAUUGAAGCUAAAAGUAAUUCUUAGUUUGCUCGAGAAAAAAAAGUAGGUUUAACGUUAGUUUAGUGGAGUUUUGAAAUAUUGUGUACUUGGCGUUAGCUAGUUGCUAUACUGCAAAGAGAUCUUUUCAAUCAGGUUGACUAUGGCACACUAAAGUUACACUGGCCUAUCACACUUGACAGGCAAUUCAGUUGGUUCAUUGCCAAUUUCAUUGCCAGAACCUGCAACAUGUCCAGUCCGAGGGCGGGAAAAUUCUGGCGCGCACGCCAGUUUGUUUACCGCUGAUUAGUUAAGAGAGUGGGAGGAGAUAUUUCAGCCAAUCACAUAGUAGCGGACUGUCGAAAACCAAAUUUACUGCAAAUUUAAGUUAGAUGCAUACCUAAGAAAACCACUUUUUUGUGAGACUUUAGUUACAAUGUUAAUUUAGCCCCCCAAAAUUGGCUGCUUUAAAGCAUUAAUACUAUACAUAGUAUGACUCCUCCUCCUCCCUUUCAAUAAGUACGACGAAAGUCGCCGAGACUCCGCUCUUUUGUACCACAGUAGCGAUUAGGUUGUGUAUUCAGGAAAGGGUUUUUUUGCCACCA